Messenger RNA from Penicillium canariense, 957 nucleotides. RefSeq names its product unc-50 family protein. The transcript is spliced from 3 exons. Gene Ontology annotation, cellular component: Golgi membrane. Bases 1 to 957 code for a protein of 318 amino acids. Lineage: Eukaryota; Fungi; Ascomycota; Eurotiomycetes; Eurotiales; Aspergillaceae. The record is from RefSeq and is a predicted model, not a curated record.
AUGAACCCGCACAUCUCUGUCCCCCGCCAACAUGCUGGGCCCCCCAAUUUUGGGUCCACGCCCAGCCGCGGGUCCAGCGUGCGCAUGCCGCGCUUCUUCAAGAGACUCUUCAAGUUUCCCCAGAUGGACUUUGAAAUGGCCAUCUGGGAGAUGACCUCCUUGUUGAUCGCGCCCAAGAAGGUCUUCAAGUCCAUAUACUACCAUGUAAGCGUCCCCCCUCUCCGCACCAGGCCAGGUCAGACCAUGAACUGUGCAGCCAUUGCUUGUCCGGAAACCAUACUGAUUACAUCCGGACAUGAACAGAAACAAACGAAAAACACAUGGCACCGCCCCGACCCAUCCUUCACAUACGUCCUCUCGUUCUUCCUCCUUCUCACCGCGCUGGCCUGGGGCCUCGCCUACACGCCCUCGUUCGGCGCCAUCGUGCGCCUCUCGCUGCUGUUUAUCUUCGUGCAUUUCAUUGGCUCCUCGCUGCUCAUCUCCGCCAUCGGCUACUUCGCCAUCGGCCGGCUCUUCGGCCCCAAUGGCCCCGCCGCCUCGCUAGCAGGUCUCCGGGGCUCGCGCGGCCGCCGGCGGGGCGCUGCGCAGGGCCUGUUCGUGCAGCCGGGGGAGAAGGACCAGCUGGAGUUUGGGUACUGCUUCGAUGUCUCCAAUCGUGCAUUCUUCCCCCUGUACCUACACCUCUAUGUGGUCCAAUUCCUGCUUCUCCCACUCCUCACGCGCAGCCCGAGCAAUUUCCUGGCUACCUUCCUCGGCAACUCCCUUUACCUCUCCGCCCUCAUUUACUACACCUACAUCACCUUCCUGGGAUAUAAUGCGCUGCCUUUUCUGCACAACACCGAGCUCCUGCUCAUCCCGAUCCUCUUCUUCGCUGCCCUGUGGCUGGUCAGUUUGAUUGCCGGUUGGGGCGUUGUCAUGCAGGGCCGGAGCGUCGAGGGCUUGUUCUGGGGCGUGUAG